Paramuricea clavata is the source of this 3410-nucleotide messenger RNA. The record is from the annotation of a GenBank genome assembly. NCBI's taxonomy places the organism in Eukaryota, Metazoa, Cnidaria, Anthozoa, Malacalcyonacea, Plexauridae.
CGAAGAAAACGAACCCACAAGGAGCCGACUCUACCUGACGACAAAAUACCGCAUUCACGUUUCACAAAGCUUUCCAAGGUAUAGUGUAAGAACGAGAUUAGAACUAAUAAAACGUUUUCAUAGUUUUUGCGUACAAAAGCCAUGCGCGACAAGAUCAUGCAUGACUUCGUACAGUAUAUUUAAAUAUUUCUAUAGAGCGACUACAAUUACACAGAAGCCCUGUUUGGGUAGAAUAGUUGGAGAAUACGGAAAAAAAUGUACUGUUUAUCUGGGCCUUCCGUUUACAUUAGACACUCUUCCUUUAUGAGCGAUAUUUGUCACGGAAAGGCGCUGUACUGCUUCGCUUUUGAUAUGAUAGUUUUGAAUCGAAUAGAUUCUCUUACAUCUAUCGCUAUAACGGAGUGACGUUAUCGUUUAAGCGCAGUUUUUACGUUUCAAAGGAAAAAAAUAUCAAAAGCGAAAGUAAUCAUUUUGAUCUGAAAUGAGAAGUCUAAAAUGAUGAUAAACUAUUAAGAAGACCAUGAUAAAUUACCUUACUCGACUGUCCGCUAGCCAUAUUCAAAACGCGAAGACACUUGAAUCAAAAGCACUGCACAGGAAUUCUGCUGUCACCUCCAGUGGUUUCUAAACUGUGCAUAGUCUGUUAACUAUUAAGAUAUGAUAGUUAAUCCUUUAUCUCAGCUUCAUAAAUAUUGUUCAUCGUGACUGCACGAUUCAUCUCAGCUAUCCCUAUUGGACGGUCACUUCAUUAGUUCAUUAUACGAAUGUACAACGAGCUCAAUCAUUGUGACAGUGCACAAAUUAACAUAAACUCAGGCAAAAACAUGUAACAAACACUUCUGUUUAGUUUCCGACCAGCCCAUCAAAUCUAUAGACUAUGAACUGUGUAUGUGGGAUUAUUGGGGAUCAUGCUUCAUUGCCUGUCAAGCAAAAUUUCAUAUUUCUGCUUCAUUUUGAUUUUCACACAACAAAAGCAAACCAGGUGAUAUUUGUGUUGGAGCUUCGACAACACAUCGAAUUUGUUGCUAGGCGUUUUGGUUUACGGAAAUAGAGAACGGAAGAAGCAUUUUGACAGUCGUAUGACCGCCCGGAAGUUCCUUUCCUUUUGCAGUUCCUUGAAUUUUAAAUUCUGAGAAAGUUUAUUUCCCAUUAUCUUUUUUUAAGUAUUAAAUCACGUUCAGUCCCUCAAAAGUUCUUUCAAAAUUUCUCUUUGCAGACAGAGUUUUAAGCUUACAUAGUGAGGGAAAUUUAUUUCGUGGUCUGGGCGUGCGCAAGCCAGAAAUUAUUCGUGCAUUCACCUUGAAGGACACUCUUAAAAUGGGAGGAAGUACUUCCACUGUCGAAGAACAGCCGUAUUCAGUACAGGUAUAUUUAAAACUCAGGGGAAUUAUUAGAUCAAACUACUUGAGGAUAGAUAGCAAUUAGAAGGAGGGGUAGCAGGCCGGGUUUAGGGUUUGCGGUUAGGUUGCGGGGUUAGGAGGUGGGGUUAGGGGUUAGGGGUUAGGAGGUGGGGUUAGGGGUUAGGAUUAGGGUUAGGGUUAGGGUUUGAGUUAGGAUUAGCGUUUGGAUUAAUUGUAAAUCCAUUGUAACCAAUACUUUAUUGCAUACAAUGGCAUUACAACGCCAAUAAAUUAUUGGUUACAACGUGCGGAACGGCUGGAUUUUCGAGUAAAGGUUUGUACAGUUACAACUGCGCAAAAUCGCAAGGCCGUUUAUACUCGAACUCCUUCUACGUUAACAUAAUUUAAAAAUUUAGAGAUAAAAUAUAUAUUAAAGUAAAUUCAUAUGCCGCUUGAGUUUGCUUUUGAUUUCGUUUAAAGUAGUUACUUCAACAACUCUGCCAGGCAAACUAUUCCAUGAACUAAUAAUUCUUACGAAAAAUGAGUACUUAUAACAAUUAAAUUUAGGUAGUUUAGUGUAUAUAGUUAUAGUAUAAUUAUAUGAUUGGAGUCUGGUGUUCCUAUAGUGUUUCUAUAUUUUAGGACACCACUAAAUGUUCAUAUGCCGAAGCCGUUGGGGCCAAAAACUGUAUUAUAACACUCUAUUAAAGAAAGAUGGAAAGAUAUUCUCUUCGCUUUCCUAUAUGUGUCCCAUUUUAAUACGUUACAACAUUCGUGGGUAUUUCACCACCUUUCUGACUCAAUGCUAUUCUCGAAGCUCUUCUUUGGAUACUCUCGAGGGCACUUUUAGUAGUAGUACAUGUUUGACCAAGUAAGGGGACCACACACGCUGCGUACUCUAGAAUAGGUCUAACAAGGGCAGUGGCAUAGCCAAGGGGGGGGGGGGCUCUCCCCUGGUGAAAAGCUGAAAUCCGGGCAGAAAGGGGGGCGAUGGUAGAUUCCUCGCGCCUUUGCCGCUCGCACCUCAAAUACAUUUUUUGGCUCCCCCUAAAGUUUGGACCCUGGUUACGCCACGGAACAAGGCCGAAUUAUAUAACAUUGAAAACAUGUUACUAUGGGUCUACAACUGUCCGCUUGAUCAUGCCCGGAACACGAUUGACUUUAUGAGCCGCUGCAUGCGUUUACUUGCUAACUCCAUGAUAAGUUGCUCGUCAUGAUUACACCUAGGUCUUUAAAUUUGUUCAUCACCUUAAGUUUUUUGCCCAUCCAGUAAUACUGGGGUACUCUGUGAUCUUUAAGAUGUGUCAUUCGCACAACCUCGCAUUUUCCAGGGUUAAAACAUAAUUGCCAUAUUUUUGUCCAUUCGUUCAUUUAUUUAAGUCAGUCUGAAUUUUAGAAGUAUCACUUUCAAUAUCCGACAGUUUGCGAUAGAUUUUCGUGUCAUCAGGAAUAUUUACAUCGCAAGUAAGCUAUAGUACAAAACUAAUUUUUGUUUUUGACGUUAGGAAACAGUGCCUGUUAUUAGCAAACGGACUAUUGGUAAAUUGAUGGUGAAACAUUGUGGGAACGAAGGUCAGGAAGACGACCGAACGCUCGUUGUCACCCUCAGACGAAUUCUCCAAGCGACGAUCACGAAACUGGACACAGAAUCUGAAGAGACUUGGAAGAAUGCGGAGAUUGUCAUUUAUGAUCAGCGAGGGAAUGACUUUUGUAUUCGCUCGGGAGAUUUCGAAAAUAAAUUUGUUGUCCAACUCGACGAAAAAGAUGAAAUUAAUAUAACGUGUACCAACAGACAGAAGCGAAGUUUGGCUUCGUUUUUCACGUCCAAAUCGUCAAAGCACCGAACUAAAUCAUCCAAGCCAGCUGCGAUCAAAGAUAAAACCACUGACUCCGCUGCACAAUAACAGUUGCGUACUGUAUUAGCCCCUUUCAUAAUACAAAUCUGUUCUGCGUCUCUCAAGAUUUAUUGUAGUUCAAUAUACGCGCAUAUAUACAAGGUCUAUAAUAUAAUGCACUGUUCUAAAACGUCCAAUGAAAUAAAAUUUCCGCAAAAUUUACGACAACUUUAAU